This is a messenger RNA of Rotaria socialis, 723 nucleotides long. Lineage: Eukaryota; Metazoa; Rotifera; Eurotatoria; Philodinida; Philodinidae. The record is from the annotation of a GenBank genome assembly.
AUGCCUGCUAAUAAAGUCCUCAAUAAAAUAUCUUCAUCGUCAAUCACGACUAUCAUAUUAUUCAAUUUCCUAUUCAUUUUAAGCGUAACUCAAUCAGAUGCCCACCUAUUUAAAAAUGAUGAUAUGUGCAACGCGACACGAGAAGUAUUAUGUGUCAGAGAUGUCUUUGCGAUUAUGAAUAAAACAAUAGAAAGUAUUUCUCGAGCGGCAAUUAAAACUGAAAAACUUAUUUUUGUUCGAAACCGAAAAAUUUAUGAUACAUUUAAGCGAUAUGUUAAUUUCGAAAUAGAUUUCAUUGAUUCACGUUUGCCUAACGACAAGUAUCAUGUGAACUUCUCUAAAACUAGUAAUGAUAUUCACAGAGGAGAUUUAAUUGAUUUAUUGUUGGAAGGACAUGAUGCAAUGAGCUUUUAUUACAAUUCAAUCAAUCGUAUAUUACAUAUGAAUAACGUAUUUUCAUCAGAAACCAACAAAUUAUUAAAUCAAAUUCGCGACCAUCUACGAUAUCACAUGAUCUGCCAAUAUCGAAGUGUUUUAAAUGUUUAUUCUUACGAAUGGAAAUCAAUUCAUCUGAUCGAACGAACUCCGUUUUCAACGAUAAAUCAUACCAUUUCGCUGUCACUCAUUCAUGAUGUUCACUCAAUUAUUUUCGUUCAACUAUUGAAUGAAUGGAUGCCAAAACUUCAGUCAGUUAUGAUUAACGCCGAAGGAAGACUCGUGUAA